Ostertagia ostertagi is the source of this 675-nucleotide messenger RNA. Lineage: Eukaryota; Metazoa; Nematoda; Chromadorea; Rhabditida; Trichostrongylidae. The record is from the annotation of a GenBank genome assembly.
AUGUCAUUUCAAAACGACACUGGAGUACCGGUAGUGUCCACGGGCAGUCAAUAUGAUCACCAAUACCACACUAGCCUUCAGAGCAAUCGCCAUGAUGAGAACAGAAUUGGCCAAACCGCACCCAUGUAUGAUCCGUACUAUUCGGCAAGAACCACGUCAUUCAGCAACGAGUCAUCAUCUGUAUGCUCGUCCUCAUCUACCGCUGCUUCACCGCAUUAUCACAGUGAAAGCGAAAAUUACAGUCCACAUGCGAGCAGAUACUAUGGCAAAUUAGCUCCAAGAGAAGUUGACGAGACGAAGAUGUAUUCGCGAUCCGUGUGCGGGUCAAAUAGUGAUAAUGGCAUAACCACAGUCAGCAACCUCUCUAAUAUGCCGCGACGUCGUGGACGUCAGUCAAAGGACGAGCAGCUGGCUGCCGCCAAUCGUCUACCGCUGUCGGCUCGUGAAAUUUCCGAGAUGACUCUUGGAGAACUACACAAAGUGCUGAAGAACGAGAGCCUCACCGAGCAUCAGAAGCAGUUGAUUCGCAAAAUCCGCAGACGGGGAAAGAACAAGGUGGCUGCAAGAACUUGCCGUGAACGUCGCGGUGAACGUCAGCGAACCACAAAAGGAGCGGAGACGUCGUGGAAUGUACCGACACAUCCACCUGAGGCACCAUAUCAAAUCCACCUCUGA